Molecule: messenger RNA, 426 nt
Organism: Necator americanus (New World hookworm)
Lineage: Eukaryota; Metazoa; Nematoda; Chromadorea; Rhabditida; Ancylostomatidae
Exons: 3
Coding region: 1-426 (141 amino acids)
Cellular component (GO): cell surface
Source: RefSeq, a predicted model, not a curated record
AUGGAUUGCUUCAGAAUAGAGUUGUUUUGGCUGAUAUGCUAUAUUUCUUCUCCGGCUACAGCAUACCUACACCAGAUUGUUGGAGUACGUGGACAGCUGAUGUGCGGCAAGUUACCCUUGCCAGACACUACAGUGCGGAUAGUGGAUAAAAAUUUUAUAGGUGCAGACACACCACUCGCAGAGACUAAAACUGGCAGUGAUGGUCGGUUUGAACUUGAAGGUGGAACUUCAGCGUUCUUGACCAUGAACGUGCAUUUGAAAAUAUAUCAUGACUGCAACGACAAAUUGCCAUGCCAAAGAAGAGUGGAUUUGCAAGUGCCCUCCUCUUAUGUCUACAGAGGAUCAGGGGUUCUGCGAUGGUUCGAUGCUGGCACCCUUAAUAUGUCCUUUCCGUAUCCAUACGAAGAGAGGUCAUGUAAGAAGUGA